This is a messenger RNA of Drosophila subpulchrella, 846 nucleotides long. RefSeq names its product trypsin alpha-like. The transcript has a single exon. Gene Ontology annotation, biological process: proteolysis. The record is from RefSeq and is a predicted model, not a curated record. The coding region runs from base 10 to 756 and encodes 248 amino acids. Gene Ontology annotation, molecular function: serine-type endopeptidase activity. NCBI's taxonomy places the organism in Eukaryota, Metazoa, Arthropoda, Insecta, Diptera, Drosophilidae.
AAAGUUAAGAUGUUUUUCAAGUAUAUAGUUUUGUCAGCAAUUGCUAUCCUGGCUUCCGCUGCACGAAUCCCUGAGCCAGAGGAAAGGAUUGUCGGAGGCCACCAUAUUCCCAUCGAAUACGUUCCUUGGCAAGUGUCACUGUUAGGUUAUGCAAAUCACUUCUGCGGGGGAAGUAUAUAUAGUGAUCGGGUUAUCCUUACUGCUGCUCACUGUCUUGUUGUUCCCAUUGGGAAUUUAUCAGUUCGAGCUGGAUCUUCACAUUGGAGUAAAGGUGGUCAAGUGGUAAAGGUUCUGAAAGCCAUAUCCCAUCCUAAAUACAAAAAAUAUCCUCAUUUGACGUAUGAUGUUGCUGUGCUGAUUUUGGAGUCACCCCUCAAGUUCAGUGCUUAUGUACAGAAAAUAGCGCUAGCUGAAAAACAUUCUCAGGCUGGAAAUAUAAGCUUUGUCUCCGGAUGGGGAGACACCCGAUACGGCGCUAAAUUCGGAUGGCCAAUUCUACAAGGCGUUCAUGUGGCUUUAUAUGAUCCCACUGUUUGUAAAAAUAGUUAUGGUGAGCACGUUAUUUGUACCGACGCUAUUGGCAGGACCAUAUGUAACGGCGAUUCCGGCGGUCCUUUAGUUAGCUUACCGGAUCGGAAGCUCAUUGGUAUAGUUUCCAAGGGAUAUGAUUGUGGACGGCUAAACCCUGGAAUCUAUGCAGAUGUUGUCUUCUUCCGCAACUGGUUCAUUGAUACAAUUAAUAAAAACCUCAACUAAAAAUCGACGAAUGUUAAAUAUUAAUGUGUACGCAAACAAACUGGGAAGUCUCUAUCUUAUCCAAUAAAUAAAAAAUAUUUUCUGAACAAA